UUCAGGGGCGGGCAUUUCCGAGCACCGUUGUUCCGGUUGCUGGUUUUAUUCCCACCUCUGACCCUCUCCCUUCCAGGCCACAGAGCCAGUUCUUUGGGGGGCUGCACCAUGGUUCGUGUGCCGGGACGCCUCGCGCCUUUCACGUGUCUUCUCCUCCUCUUCUUCCACCUGAACCCGGGUGCGGCCGACACGCCGGCCAACUGCACCUAUGAAGACCUGCAAGGCUCCUGGGUCUUCCAGGUGGGUCGGGGCCAGGCGGGUCCCUACCGGCGCAUUAACUGCUCCGAUCCUGGACCGGUGGAAGGGGAAAUAACUGUGACCCUUCAAAAACUCGAUGUCGCCCAGGACAGUCUAGGGAACUACGGCUUCUUCACACUAAUAUACAACCAAGGCUUCGAGGUUGUGUUGAACAACUACAAGUGGUUUGCAUUUUUUAAGUAUAAAGAAGAAGGCUCCAAUGUAACCAGUUACUGCCAUGAAACUUUACCAGGAUGGGUCCAUGAUGUGCUAGGCCAUAAUUGGGCAUGUUUCACUGGACAUAAGAUCUCCCCUUCUCCCUCUAGUGUUCGUGUAAAUCAGCUGCCUUUUGGGAAAACACACAGAAAAUCUCUGCAGAAGACCUAUAUCAACAAUUUCAACUUCGUGGAAGCCAUCAACACUGUCCAGAAGUCUUGGAAGGCAACAACCUAUGAGGAAUAUGAAGCCCUCACCUUAGAAGAUAUUGUUCGGAGAGCUGGUGGAUUGAGUUCCAGAUUUCCAAGGCCCAAACCUGCUCCUCUGACAGCAGAUGUGAUCAAAGAAGUUUAUAGUCUGCCAAAAUCGUGGGACUGGAGGAAUGUGAAUGGUGUGAAUUAUGUCAGCCCAGUACGAAACCAAGCAUCCUGUGGCAGCUGCUAUGCCUUUGCCUCCAUGGGCAUGCUGGAAAGUAGGAUUCGUAUCCUCACUAACAAUUCACAGACUCCAACACUCAGCCCCCAAAAGGUUGUGUCCUGCAGUCAGUAUUCCCAAGGUUGUGAUGGAGGGUUCCCUUACCUUAUUGCUGGCAAAUACGCUCAGGAUUUUGGUGUGGUUGAAGAGGACUGCUUCCCUUACACAGCCACGGAUUCCCCUUGCAAUUUUACGCACAGCUGUUACCACUAUUAUGCCACUAACUACUACUAUGUUGGUGGGUUUUAUGGUGGAUGCAAUGAAGCUCUAAUGAAACUGGAACUUGUGAAGCAUGGACCCAUGGCCGUUGCUUUUGAAGUAUAUAGUGACUUCAUGCAUUACAGAGGGGGGAUCUACCAUCACACGGGGCUGAUGGAUCCAUUCAAUCCUUUUGAAUUGACCAAUCACGCUGUCCUCCUGGUGGGUUAUGGUACUGACCCGGAGACCGGGGAGCCCUUCUGGAUUGUGAAGAACAGCUGGGGACCCGCUUGGGGUGAGCAGGGUUACUUCAGGAUCCGCAGAGGAACGGAUGAAUGUGCCAUAGAAAGCAUAGCAGUGGCUUCCACCCCAAUUCCUAAAUUGUAACUGCCAUGAAUUUCAUGUGAUACCUUCCCAGGAAGCAAGUGUCCAUCAUAAACAUGGAGCAAAUUAUGAUUGUAAUUCAAAGAAUUCAAUUUCAACUUUUUCAGCUUUAAAGAAUCAGUUUUUAUCAAAGAAUUAAAGGGAAAUGAAAUAUAUGGUGCAUAUUCAAAAGGAGAUUAAAGGUAGUGUGCUGUUGAAAGAGCUGUGGAUGAAAACCAUGUUGAUGUGAGUUCUAUAGGUGCUCAAGCAUAGCACUUGUGAUAUGAUCUUAGCCACUGUGAUUGAAGAUAAAUACCACACUAAACCGUUGCUUAACUGUGGUUUUGUGGGGCAGAUUCAAAAGCCAUGGAGGGUCUGUGAUAGGUGCUAAUUAUAGUUUGACAUAAUGACAAAAUAAAAUGACAAUGGUUCCAUCUCAGAGGGUUAUUAUCCAUGAAAGAAAAAGGCUGAACAGAUUGGAAAUACAAUCAAACAUGAUAUAUUUAAUAAAAGCAUGCAUGUGGACAUUCAAGCCAUGGUUUGCAUCCUCAGCCAUGUUAACACACACUAUGGUUUGAACUGAGCCUUUCUUCAAGAUUAACCCAACAUGGCUUGAUAAAAUAGGGCAAACCCAUUUUUAACUUUUGAAUUUCAUGGAAGAAAUGCAAGGAACAGAAUAGGUUAAAUGUUUACAGUCCAGCUGUAAAUUUUCCAAAUAGUUAUAAUACUAUAAGUGCAAUAAGUGUUGAUAUUAACUGACUUGUUCUCUCUGGACAGUCUUUUUAUGCUUGGCUUCUGCCAAAAAUAUUUUAAAAUUUGAAUUUAUUGUGCCUUAAAGGGAAAAUGAAGAAAUUUGGAAGUAUAAUACAAAGCAACUGUAAAGGGCAUCAUAUUAUUGCACUGUGAUCUCUUUAAAAAGGGAAUCUAUCUGAAUCUUUCUUAUACUUGGUAUGUCAAUAUUCGCCUGACAAUCAUAUCUUACUAUCUUUCUAUUCUGAAUCUGGCUUGCUCCAUAUUCAGUGUUUAUAUGCAAUUCUGAAAUAAAGAGAUCUUCCCUUGUUGGUGUAGGAAUUCUUCA
Molecule: messenger RNA, 2566 nt
Organism: Anolis carolinensis (green anole)
Lineage: Eukaryota; Metazoa; Chordata; Lepidosauria; Squamata; Anolidae
Gene: ctsc
Product: cathepsin C
Exons: 7
Coding region: 109-1512 (467 amino acids)
Cellular component (GO): lysosome
Molecular function (GO): cysteine-type endopeptidase activity
Source: RefSeq, a predicted model, not a curated record